AUGCCCAUCAAACCAGCAUGUUCUAAAAGCCCCCGGGCACCCACCACUGGCAAAAAAAAGCACAACUUUGCUCACGUAACAGUAGUGCCUUCAAAGAGGGCAAAGAGGACAGCUCCGUCCCAGCGCUCCCCCUCAAGGCCAUCUUGCCCCCAGCACACCCGCCCUUUCCCCGGGACUUCUAGUGGUCAGCGCCCAGACCCCAUAGCACCUUCAACCGGCAAGGGAAAGGGAAAGGUGGUGGUGGAGAUUACCAGGGGUGUAGAGGAUGUGCAGAGGAAGAGCAUGAGACAUCCUGCAACAAGUGUAGCUGGGCGAAGUGCAAGUGCAUCUGGGACAACAAUGCAAGCCUGGGGAGCAAGUCCCGGAAGCCAGUGGUCUCAGAGCCAGAAAAUAGCUGCUGCAUACUGGGCUGGCUUACAAAUCAGAGCAAUCCUGGCUCCUGCUCACCAUACUCCCCCAUCUGCUGCACACCCUUCACGCCCUUUUCCCCCUCCACAUGUGCAAGCCACGUCCCAGGAAUCAAGGAGGCCUCCCCAGGUGUCCUAUACAGAGCCUGGGGAAAUGGGUGCCAAUGCAAUCUGUCCCAGCCCUAAGUGGAUUGCCAGGAUGAGGGAGGCUAUCCCCUCACCUGCAAGGGAGGUUUUGGGUGCUGUGGCAAGGCUGCCAUUGCCAUCCUCCAGCCCACUUCCUAUUUGUCCCCAGGAGGCUGCUGACAUCCCCACAAACAUCACACUCCCUUGCCCCAACACUCCCUUUGACUUGAUGCGGGAAGAAGCGCCUUUGGAUGUUCCCGGAACCCCUCAUCUGUCCCUUGGGCCUCCUCCUUACUGGCCAUUUGAGGCCCCACAAGGGGAUUUACCUCAGCCACGGAGGCCUCAUACACCCCUGGGAGGUGAGGUCCCUAGUGCUGUCACUCCUCAAAGUGAUGGCCGGGACCUCAUAGACUUCAGCUUUACAUCCCCAGUUCCCAGCCACAUACAAUGA
This is a messenger RNA of Serpula lacrymans var. lacrymans S7.9, 984 nucleotides long. RefSeq lists its product as uncharacterized. Bases 1 to 984 code for a protein of 327 amino acids. Lineage: Eukaryota; Fungi; Basidiomycota; Agaricomycetes; Boletales; Serpulaceae. The transcript has 4 exons. The record is from RefSeq and is a predicted model, not a curated record.